This is a messenger RNA of Exserohilum turcica Et28A, 2898 nucleotides long. RefSeq lists its product as uncharacterized. NCBI's taxonomy places the organism in Eukaryota, Fungi, Ascomycota, Dothideomycetes, Pleosporales, Pleosporaceae. The record is from RefSeq and is a predicted model, not a curated record. The transcript is spliced from 6 exons. Gene Ontology annotation, molecular function: 3',5'-cyclic-nucleotide phosphodiesterase activity. Gene Ontology annotation, biological process: signal transduction. Bases 1 to 2898 code for a protein of 965 amino acids.
AUGGAACAUGGCGCGUGCAAUGUAGUCUACAUUGACCGGCGGGCCAACGACGAGCAUGUCCGCAAGGGAAACCUGUCCAAAUCGCUCGUCGCGCGCACCAGCACCGGAAACGUCGGCCAGAGCUACUUUGCCAUGGGCAAGACAUCGCCGCGCGAAGUGCAUGACAAUGUCGAGGCCAUGCUGUCCAUCUCCGCCGAAGUACACAUCUGCAGCACAGGCCGGGCCUGCCUCCAGAAGAUUGACCAGCUCAUUGACGACACCAAGAGCGGCAUUCCUACCUUUGUCAUAAUAGAUAUCCCAUACGACGAAGAGCAGCGCAUGAAACGUCUGUCCCGCGAACCACGCACGCCCUCGCCCACGUCGUCACGCCUCACCCGCAUGGACACGACCGAGCCCGACGACAUCUACGCCAUGCACCUCCUCACCCACAUCUCGUCGGAGAUUUCGUCGCGCAACUUCUCCAAACUCGUCGUCCCCGUCGUCAUGCUGUCGGGACUGACGCAAGACGAGCCCACGUCAUCGGGCCCGCACCCGUCGUCCAGCUUACACAUGUCGUUUCCGCUGAGCGACUCAGUCCGCCUGACGCGCUAUCUCGAUGCUGGUGCUGUCGACGUACUGACGAGUCCCAUGUCAAGAGACCGCAUGCUCGGCUUGGCUGUUCAUGCCUACCGGUUACAGAAAGAAUUUAACCGGGAAGAAGCAAGUUUUCUGACCACUAAGCGGAAUCGGAAGCUUUCCUGGGUCGGCGUCGAUGACGCGAAGCCCUAUGCUUACUUGCGUGAGGCCAUGGUUUCAAAUCUCAUGACUGGGAUUUGCAAUCCCGAGACUGUGGGAGACUCCCUUGACUCCAUGGAUUUUCAUCUCGACCAUGACCGCAAGGUGCUUGUUGAAAACGCCGUGGGAAUGUGGGCCUUUUCCGCCCACGACUUUACUGACGAUGAGCUGCUCUACGGUGCUUUGGUAAUGCUCAAGCAUGCGCUACAGAUGCCCGAGCUGGAAAAAUGGUUAAUCACCGAAGACGAGAUGAUUGUCUUUCUCCUGGCAUGUCGUACGGCAUACAAUGAGUUUGUCAAAUACCACAACUUCCGCCAUGUUGUCGAUGUCCUCCAAGCCCUCUUCCACUUCCUUGUCCAAAUAGGCACCCUGCCCGUAUAUCCCUCCGACACGUAUACCUUCUACGCCCCAAAGUCGCCCAUUGCCCAACUUCUCAAGCCCUUCGAUGCGCUCACGCUGUUGAUCUCUGCCAUUGGCCACGACGUCGGCCACCCGGGUGUCAACAACGCAUUCUUAGUUGCAUUGAAUGCGCCACUAGCGCAACUUUACAACGACCGCUCCGUUCUAGAAUCCUUCCAUUGCGCCGCCUAUUCGCAAAUCCUACGACGAUACUGGCCAAAAGCUUUUUCCGAUAUUCCCAUGCGCAAACUCAUGAUCAACAACAUACUUGCAACGGAUAUGGGCCUUCAUUUCAAGUACAUGAGCGAUUUGGGCAACCUACAACAAAAGGUUGCGCACGAUCGAGGAGUAGACGGGUGGAGCGCCAAAGUUCAGGAAGAGCAAAAGGAUCUGACAUGUGGUCUGCUCAUAAAAUGUGCCGACAUUUGUAAUGUGUCGCGGAAAUUCGACACGGCUGCCAAAUGGGUCAACAUUCUUACCGAUGAGUUUUGCAAUCAAGGUCUCAUGGAAGAGGAACUGGAGAUGCCCUCGUGUCUUUUCGGGGGUCCACCGGUCCGCGACGACGUCGUUAAGCUUGGCGAAUCCCAGAUCGGUUUUAUUAACAUCUUUGCCAGGCCACUAUUCGAAGCAGUGGCAGACAUUCUACCCGCCAUGCAAUUCGCAGUCGACGAAAUCUUGACUAACAAGGUUAUCUGGGAACACAAGAUAGAAGAGGAACGGCGCAAGAAAAAGAAGAACAAGAAUAUGAAUCUUGGACUGCUCACAUCAGGCUUCGCUGUGGAUCCAACCCCAAGCCCUCUUUCUGGAGGAUCAUCAUCCAGGCCCGCCAUCAAAAUACCUCUGAGCGCCAUCAAGACCAUUUCUCCCGAAGAAGCGGCUCGCAGAGGAUCGACUGGCUCGAUGCAAGCCAUAGCCGCGGCGUCAGACUCGAGAAGGUCAUCAUCCAUCAUAGACAGGAGCUCGCGGCGGUCGUCUACCACGCCUAUCCCAGGCCAAAGAUCCAUGGGUUCCAACGAGAAUGCAAGCUCAUCCAGGCGAGGCAGUCGGGAUCCUAGCCUUACUGCCAUUUUGGUUACCCAGACUCCAAACGCCUCUGACCAAGCCUCGAAAGGACAGUCGGCAAAUCCAGACGAUCGGUCCAGGGCAGAUCGCAAGGAUACACUGACCAGGUCAUCCUCGUUGAAGAAGGACAGGGAUAGCGCCAGGCCUGUUACGGCCCCCUCCCAUGCUAGGCGCAGUCAAACCCUCGACCCUUACCCAACAACACAGCCCUCGUCUCAAAGCCACUCCCAAGUUGACUUGUCCCACUCAGCCAACGGAAACCUUGAUGGCUCAAAGCUGCAGCGAUGGGACACGAACAACAAACUGAGCGCAGACAGCAACGCAGCCCGCUCCGAUGUCUCGCGCGACUCCAGCUGGUGGCGACAAAUGGGCUCACGACGACGUACGCGCGAUGUGAGGAACGGCGACAUGGAGGCACGCACUCCGGUCAAGGAAGUCAUGCCCGACACGCUAGCGCCUCCCAAUGCCGAUUCGCCCACGACGUCACCCACGUGUUCGAGUCCUGGCCGAAAAACCACGACGGGCAAGAUUAUGAGCUUCUUCAAACGAAAGCCAAACAGUCAAAAGGAGCCAGAGAAGCAGUUGUCUAGUUUCGGCAGCUCUUCGCAGCUGCGAACCCCACAGAUCAGCGACCCAGGCCGAUCCCUCAACAGCGACGAUUGA